Messenger RNA from Conger conger (European conger), 5061 nucleotides. It is a transcript of the gene taf2, whose product is annotated as TAF2 RNA polymerase II, TATA box binding protein (TBP)-associated factor. The transcript is spliced from 27 exons. The record is from RefSeq and is a predicted model, not a curated record. Gene Ontology annotation, molecular function: chromatin binding; transcription cis-regulatory region binding; RNA polymerase II general transcription initiation factor activity. Lineage: Eukaryota; Metazoa; Chordata; Actinopteri; Anguilliformes; Congridae. Gene Ontology annotation, cellular component: transcription factor TFIID complex. Gene Ontology annotation, biological process: transcription initiation at RNA polymerase II promoter. The coding region runs from base 530 to 4159 and encodes 1209 amino acids.
UGGCUGCUUGCUAUGAUGGAAAGAGCGUUGAAUUGUAGCUAAUAGGUGUAGGAGUGAAAGGACCCGGGUGUUGAGUACAGUAGAAAACCCUCACUCUCCACGCUGAAUUUAAUUAAAGCAAAAUUAUAUUAUUUAUAUUUAUGCUUACGGCUAAUAUAUUGGUAUCCAUACGCUUUUAUGAGUGAGGCUAGCUUACCUAGCUAGUCAACAAAUAUCCAAGCAUGAAUUACGUUAGUUAACGUUAUCAGCUAGACCUGGCACUAGCACGUAAUAUUAGGGUUUUAAUUACAUUUGUAGUUCUAGUGCACGUAGCUAAUGCUAUCCAGGAGCUUAGUAAUAGACAGCUUGCUAACUAUGUAAUGUUAGCAGGCUGGCUAGCUAGCCAGCGAAUCAGUCUGCGUCAGUAAGUUAGAAUCUGGAAAGGCAAAGCAGUCAUUAUUUAAACGUAUUUUUUCGUGAUUUAAAAAAAAAAUCCGAACGGUCAAAGUGCAGAUUCAGUUGUACGCUGACAUUCUUAUGAACCGCAAGCAUGAACAGAAAGAAAGACAAGGGAUUUGAAAGUCCUCGACCUUACAAAUUAACCCAUCAGGCGGUCUGUAUAAACAACAUUAACUUUCAGAGAAAAUCUGUGAUUGGAUAUGUGGAGCUGACUAUUUUCCCAACGGUGGUGAACCUGAAUCGCAUUAAACUCAACAGCAAGCAGUGCAGAAUAUACAGAGUUCGAGUCAAUGACUUGGAGGCCCCAUUCAUUUACAAUGACCCUACGCUGGAAGUUUGUCACCAUGAGUCCAAGCAGAGAAACCUGAACUACUUCUCCAGUGCCUACACAGCGGCAGUCAGUGCCGUGGACCCUGAUGCAGGGAAUGGCGAACUGUGCAUCAAGGUUCCCUCAGAGCUAUGGAAGCAAGGAGACGAAAUGAAGGUGCUGAAGGUGUAUAUUGAGUUCUCCCUGGACCAGCCUAAAGGGGGUCUGCACUUUGUGGUGCCUGACGUGGAGGGCAGCAUGGCGGAGAGAGGCGCCCACGUCUUCUCCUUCGGAUAUCAGAAUUCCACACGGUUCUGGUUCCCUUGUGUGGACUCGUACUCUGAGCUGUGUACCUGGAAGCUGGAGUUCACAGUGGACGCCUCCAUGGUGGCGGUUUCUUGCGGGGACCUGGUGGAGACGGUCUACACCCAUGACAUGCGGAAGAAAACCUUCCACUACAUGCUGCCCAUCCCUACCGCGGCCCCCAACAUCUCCCUGGCCGUGGGGCCUUUUGAGAUCCUGGUGGACCCCUACAUGCAUGAGGUUACACACUUCUGCCUACCUCAGCUACUGCCCUUGCUGAAGCACUCCAUGUCCUACCUGCAUGAGAUCUUUGAGUUCUAUGAAGAGAUCCUCACCUGCCGCUAUCCGUAUUCCUGCUUCAAGACUGUGUUUGUUGAUGAGGCCUAUGUCCAAGUGUCCUCUUAUGCAUCUAUGAGCAUUUUCAGUACAAACCUCCUGCACAGCGGCAUGAUUAUAGACCAGACUCCCCUGACCAGACGCUGCUUGGCUCAAGCCUUGGCCCAGCAAUUCUUUGGCUGCUUCAUAUCCCGAAUGUCCUGGGCUGAUGAAUGGGUGCUGAAAGGGAUCUCAGGGUACAUUUAUGGGCUGUACCUAAAGAAAACGUUUGGAGUGAACGAAUACCGUCACUGGAUCAAAGAGGAGCUGGACAAGAUAGUGGAGUACGAACUGAAGACAGGGGGUGUUCUACUUCAUCCAACAUUCUGUGGUACUAAAGAAAAAGACAACCCCACACCUCACCUGCACUUCUCCAUCAAACACCCCCACACGCUGUCCUGGGAGUACUACAAGAUGUUCCAGUGCAAGGCCCACCUUGUCAUGAGGUUGAUCGAGAACCGCAUCAGCAUGGAGUUCAUGCUGCAGGUGUUCAACAAGCUGUUGAGCCUGGCCAGCACUGCCUCGUCUCAGAAGUACCAGUCGCACAUGUGGAGCCAGAUGCUGGUGUCCACCUCCGGCUUCCUCAAGUCCAUCUCCAACGUGUCGGGCAAGGACAUCGGACCCCUCAUCAAGCAAUGGGUAGACCAGAGUGGGGUGGUGAAGUUCUUUGGCAGUUUCGCCUUCAACAGGAAGCGUAACGUACUGGAGCUGGAAAUCCGACAGGAUUACACAUCCUCGGGGACUCAGAAAUACGUGGGCCCGAUUAAGGUGACCGUACAGGAACUCGACGGGUCCUUCAACCACACUUUACAAAUUGAAGAGAACAGUCUCAAGCAUGAUAUCCCAUGCCAUUCAAAGAGUAGACGAAACAAAAAGAAGAAGAUUCCUCUGAUGAAUGGAGAGGAGGUGGACAUGGACCUAUCUGCAAUGGAUGCCGACUCUCCAUUACUGUGGAUUCGGAUUGACCCAGACAUGUCCAUCCUGCGCAAGGUGGAGUUUGAGCAGGCGGACUUCAUGUGGCAGUACCAGCUGCGCUAUGAGAGGGAUGUGGUGGCCCAGGAGGAGGCCAUCUCUGCCCUGGAGAAGUUUUCCACGCCAGCCUCCCGCCUGGCGCUAACUGACAUCCUGGAGCAGGAGCAGUGCUUCUAUAAAGUGCGCAUGCAGGCCUGCUUCUGCCUGGCCAAGAUUGCAAACUCCAUGGUGAGUACGUGGACGGGGCCCCCUGCCAUGAAGUCCCUCUUCACCCGGAUGUUCUGCUGCAAGAGCUGCCCCAACAUCGUCAAGACCAAUAACUUCAUCAGCUUCCAGAGCUACUUCUUACAAAAGACUAUGCCAGUUGCCAUGGCUUUGCUCCGAGAUGUGCAGAACCUCUGUCCAAAAGAGGUCCUGAACUUCAUUCUGGACCUCAUCAAGUACAACGACAACAGGAAGAACAAGUUCUCGGACAAUUACUACCGCGCCGAGCUGAUCGACGCCUUGACCAACUCUCUGACCCCGGCCAUCAGCAUCAGCAACGAGAUCCGCACGGUGGACAACCUGAACGCCGACGUGCGUCUGAUCCUGGAGGAGAUCACCCGCUUCCUCAACAUGGAGAAGCUGCUGCCCAGCUUCCGGAACACCAUCACGGUCAGUUGCCUUAGAGCCAUCCGUAUGCUGCAGAAAACCGGCCACAUCCCCAGUGAUCCUUCGCUGUUCAAGUCCUACGCAGAGUAUGGCCACUUUGUGGACGUGCGCAUCGCUGCGCUCGAAGCCGUCGUGGAUUACACCCGAGUUGACAGGAGUUCCGGGGAACUGCAGUGGCUGCUCAACCUGGUCCAGAAUGACCCAGCGCACUACAUCAGGCACAAGAUUUUAAGCAUGCUGGGUAAAAACCCACCCUUCACCAAAGCCAUGGAGUCAUCCCUCUGCAGCGAAGCUCUGGUAGACCAGUUGUGGAAGCUAAUGAACUCAGGUACCUCUCAUGACUGGCGGCUGCGCUGUGACGCGGUGAACCUGUACUACACCCUGUUUGGCCUCACCCGGCCCUCCUGCCUGCCCCUGCCGGAGCUGGGCCUGGUGCUCAACCUCAAGGAGAAGAAGGCUGUCCUCAACCCCACCAUCAAACCCGAAACCGGGUCUGGCGCCAGCACCGUGGAGACGGGCGCCCCCGGAAACUUCCACAACCCUGCCCUGGGCUUCCCCAGCAGUAUGGAGGAGGAGCACAUGGCAAUGGAGCCGCCCCCGAGUGUCAUGGCUCCGCCCCCGCAGGGCCUGAAGAGGAAAGCCGAGACCCCGCUGGGAUCCCCGCCCGAGCCAGGACAGGUGCUGCAGGACGAGGGCCGCAGGAGAGACAAACUGCAGAUCAGAUUCAAUCCCCAAGAGGAGGAAGAUAUUGACAUGGAUACAGUCCAUGACAGCCAAGCCUUCAUUUACCACCAUCUCAACAUGCUGGAGAGGCCUUCUACACCAGGUAAAGAACCACCAUCUGUGGAGCAGGCCAUUCUAUCCAUGCCGGCGACACCCCUCCCCGUCUUCAGCAAGGAGAGUAACUCUUCCUCCAAGCACAGUGACCACCACCACCAUCACCACCACCACCACGAACACAAGAAGAAGAAGAAGAAGCACAAACACAAGCAUAAGCACAAGCAUAAGCACGACAGCAAGGACAAGGACAAAGACAAGGACAGGGACGCGCAUGGGGCCAUCAACAGCCCUGCCAGUGGCCGGUCCCUUCGCUCGCCCUCCCUCUCCGACUGAGGCCCGAGACUACCAAACACCAACCUCUAAGACCUGGCCCAUCAGCCCUCCUCUCGACCCCCCAGCGUGUCGCCGGCCACACAAAGGUGGCCUUUUCCUGCCGUGCAUCCCAAAAUGAAUGGCCACUUGGUCCCUCAUCAUGCAGAACCACGGACUACUAAGGCUCAGCCUAACCGCCAUUUUGGUUGAUAGUUUUUAUAUUUACAAUUUUCACCUUCGGUCUAAUCACACUCUUGAAUUUCAGCAUGACUGGUUUGUGUCGGUUUUCAUGAGGUCUGAGUAUUUACUGUAAGCCAACUAAAUGUCGGGCUUGCAUUUUAAGGAGGAAGAAGGAAAAUGAGAAAUACUUUCUCCGUGUUACCUCCUCCAUGGACAUCGUUUUAGCCUCUGUCCACAUCAAUCUUAAAAUUCCCAAAUAUUCUGCUUGUUGUAUUCAUGUUUUUGUAUCUGCAGUAAAGUUUCUGCCUGCGCAAUUGACAUGGAUGCAGUUAUAUUUGAUGUUCAGGCCUUCAAUUUAAGACUAUUGCCAUAUUGUUACCUUUAUUUUUUCUGUAAAUCCAAGAAGAAAAUUUGGGUCACUUCCUGGGCUGAUUGAUAUAGCACAUGAGCAUACUGUACAAAUUCCACCUGAGCCUUAACUCAUUAUGUACUUCAUAAAUUUUCAACCAUGCUUGAUUUUGCCCCAUGUACAUAACUUUUUUCUCUUUUUAGUAUUGCAUCGUUAACAGGCUCACUUGGUCUUCUUUAUUGCAUAGGGUAGAUCUUUUUGUAUUUUUUUUGUAUUUUCCAUUUUACUGUCAUGAUAGAAUAACAGCCACAUUAACCAUGGCAAUUAGCAUGAGCAUAUUUGCCAUGUAUAUAUCUUUUAGGUAUUCCUGAUUAAUAAAGUGUUUUGUAGAUUA